CUUCUCACGUGACGACGACAGUCCACAUGCAUGAGGAAGGACUGCGCCUUGUCGUGCCGCCGCGCACGCCAUCGCGGAAACUCCCCGUGCGGGAAGGUCAUUUCGGUGUCAAGUGCAUCCUCGUUGGCUUAAGCGUGGUCGCCGUCGUUGUAGUGUGCUUUGCAGUGCGGUGCUUUCCACUUCCGUCGUCGCCCGAACUACCGUCCCAUCGCAUCCUGACGGCAAACCCCAUCAUCGGCAUCGUCUCUCAACCGUUGAGGCUGUGUCCUGAAAGUGAAUGCAUCGCGUCGUCGUACAUCAAGUGGGUCGAAAGCGCGGGAGCUCGCGCCGUGCGCAUUCCGUCCAACGCGACCGACGACGAUGUUGCUCGAAUCCUGAGUUCUGUCAAUGGCGUGCUGUUUCCAGGGAAUGGGAUCGACCCCAGUCGCGUUGCAUCCUUCAUUUACAACCACGCGGUGGCAUUGAACCAGAAUGGCACCCAUUUUCCCAUCUGGGGCACAGGCCUCGGCAUGGAGUGGCUCGUGCAGCUGGAGUUACGAAGCACAUGCAUCUUGGACGCCGUCAACGCCAAUAACAUGAGCUCCACGCUCGGCUUCACGCGCGCAGCAACCACGAGCAACCUGUUUGGGUUUAGCGCGAUCUUUGCCGUCAUGGGGACCCAAUCUAUCGCUGCCUACUUUCACUCGGUUGGGAUUUUAGCCGACCGCUUUGACGAGACACCAGCGCUCACUUCGUUCUUUCGCCUCCUCGCGACUUCCGAGGACCGACACGGCCAAGUGUACGUGGCUGCGAUCGAAGCGAUCGAGUUUCCAUUCUAUGGCGUCCAGUUCCACCCGGAAAUGAACGCGUACGAGUUUGACGAGGAUCCAUCGACAAACUCGAUCGAUCACUCAUACAACGCCAUCUUGACGUCGCAAGCGCUCGCCCACUUCUUUGUGAGCGAAGCCCGGCGAAACAACCAUCGAUUCCGAUCCCCACAGGCCGAAUUCGCCGCCUUGCUUGACAGCAGCGAGUCUUCCGACCUAGCCAUGCCCACGUCUGACGAGAUCCUACUCUUCAACUCGACCUUGUAAGCACCAUCUGAGCGGUAAUGCUUAGCUCAGAAACGCUGUCUUCGUCCACCUGCACUCGAAUUCGAGUGCCCCAGUCAAGGACAUGCUAUCGACGACGACCUCCAGCAUCAUGGCCAAACUUGCGUGCACUUUCAAUCCAGUAUUGUGUUGCUAGGCUGUGGAGGUCGCCACAUAAUUAUUGGAUGCAGCCGCGGAACCGUAACGACUGGUUGGGGGUGGACGACAUGGCGUCGAUGUGGUUCCCUCCAUCGGCCAUCCAACGGGGGGUAGCAAAAACUAGCCCUGUGCCGACGACGAAA
Messenger RNA from Aphanomyces invadans, 1372 nucleotides. RefSeq lists its product as hypothetical. The record is from RefSeq and is a predicted model, not a curated record. The transcript has 3 exons. Gene Ontology annotation, molecular function: gamma-glutamyl-peptidase activity. Gene Ontology annotation, cellular component: vacuole. NCBI's taxonomy places the organism in Eukaryota, Oomycota, Saprolegniomycetes, Saprolegniales, Verrucalvaceae. Bases 27 to 1073 code for a protein of 348 amino acids. Gene Ontology annotation, biological process: tetrahydrofolylpolyglutamate metabolic process.